CCAGAAAGCAAGAGAGAGGAACUGGGGUGAGCAAGCAUUGUGGCUUUAUCUGUUUCCUGUUUCAGCAAGGCUUGCAAAGAGAAACAGCUCCGAGAAUGGAAAUGCUAAGGGGACGCAGAGCCAUGGAUUGAGAGCUUGCACUUGAUUCAGCUGCUGUCUUGCCCCAUCUGAGACCAGAGCCGAGAUCUACCCGGGAGCUGGAAGGCUUUUCCGAGCCGCUUGGGUUGGAGCCUGGGACCCAAGAUCCCGACAGCUAUUCCAGGAACUGGAGGCCACGCACAACAGGUGCUCAGGAGCUCCUCAUGAUCAGCCCAGACCCCAGGCCUCCCGCCGCCUUGGCCCGGUGGGCCGAGAGCUACGAGGCCAAGUAUGAGCGCCGGCAGGAGACCCGUGAGAGCCGCCGCUGCCGCCCCAACAUGACCACUUGCCGCCAGAUGGGGAAGGCACUGAGGAUCCAGCACGCAGAGCAGCUCCAGAGAGCCCGACAGCAGCAGUUCUUCAGAAGAAGGAACCUGGAGGUGGAGGAGAAAGACAAAGUACAGAAUGCCCCGGACAGGGAGCAGAGUCCCUCCAGGAGGACAGGUCAGGAGGCUGAACUCAAGAAGCUCUUGGCUGGGACCAACAAGAUCCCUCCCCCCAGACAACAGGUGCCAGUGACCAGCUCUGAGGUCUUUCCAACCCAACAACAUCCUCUCUCAAGGGAUCUGGUCAAUCAUCUCCCCUCCCAGGCCCAGGGCCUUCCACCACAGGACUUUCCCAGCAAGAAGCCACCCAAACACCAUCGUGGCACUCAGACAAAGGCAAAAGAAGCACAGCCAACAAUUAAGAAUGAUGCCAGUCAGCAAACCAAUUGUGGAGUUGCAGUUCUAGAUAAGGAAAUCAUCCAGCUUUCCGAGUACCUCAAAGAGGCCCUGCAAAGAGAGCUGGUUCUGAAACAGAAAAUGGUGAUUCUCCAAGACCUACUGUCCACCCUGAUCAGAGCCUCUGACAGUUCUUGGAAGGGACAGCUCAAUGAAGACAAAUUGAAGGGCAAACUGAGAUCCUUAGAAAACCAACUGUACACCUGUACCCAGAAAUAUUCCCCUUGGGGGAUGAAGAAGGUGCUGAUGGAGAUGGAAGACCAGAAAAACAGCUAUGAGCAGAAAGCCAAAGAGUCACUGCAGAAAGUGCUGGAGGAGAAAAUGAGCGCAGAGCAGCAGCUGCAGAGCACGCAGCGGUCCCUGGCUCAGGCCGAGCAGAAAUGUGAAGAGUGGAGGAGCCAAUAUGAGGCUCUGAAGGAAGACUGGAGGGCCCUGGGGACCCAGCACAGAGAGCUGGAGAGCCAGCUCCACGUGCUUCAGUCCAAACUGCAGGGAGCAGACAGCAGAGAUUUCCAGAUGAACCAGGCUCUGCGACUUCUGGAGAAUGAGCACCAGGAGCUGCAGGCCAAGAUCGAAUGCCUCCAGGGAGACAGAGACCUGUGCAGCUCAGACACCCAGCACCUCCAAGAUCAACUAAGGAGGUCGGAGGAGGAGAAACUCGCCCUGGUGACCCAAGUACAGCAGUUGCAGAGUCUGCUUCAGAGUCAAUCCUUACAGCUUAAAGAGCAGGAGAAACGCUUAAUAAAGAAAGAUCAGGCUUUGUCUGAGCGGAGUCCAGAGCCCUCCCAUAACGAAGUGGAGCCUGAGGGUACAGGGAAGGAGAAAGACUGGGAUUUCAGAGACCAGCUGCAAAAGACGACUUUGCAGCUCCAGGCCAAGGAAAAGGAGUGCAGAGAACUGUAUUCAGAGUUAGACAACCUCAGUGAUGACUAUCUUUCCUGCCUGCGAAAGCUGCAGCACUGCCGAGAAGACCUGAACCAGAGCCAGCAGCUGCCACCCGGAAGGCAGUGUGGCCGAUGGCUCUCGGUGCUGAUCCUGAUGAUUGCUAUAGCACUAGCAGUGUUCCUGGCCAACAAGGACAGCCUGGUGAUCUGAAUAACUUGUGACAGCUGCCUUGGGUGAAAAUCAGAAGCAAGAAAAAAAAAAACUCAAUAAAAAACUCAGGUUUAGAUACUUUUAAGUGUGGGUUUCCCCAACCCAACUGAGAUUUCUAACUUUAUUAUUUUUUUCCACUUACUGUAAAAUAAACAAACUUCGCCUGACUAUCUCUGUUCCCC
Messenger RNA from Pipistrellus kuhlii (Kuhl's pipistrelle), 2137 nucleotides. It is a transcript of the gene TRAF3IP3, whose product is annotated as TRAF3 interacting protein 3. The record is from RefSeq and is a predicted model, not a curated record. The coding region runs from base 303 to 1955 and encodes 550 amino acids. NCBI's taxonomy places the organism in Eukaryota, Metazoa, Chordata, Mammalia, Chiroptera, Vespertilionidae. The transcript has 16 exons.